This is a messenger RNA of Cyclocybe aegerita, 1551 nucleotides long. The record is from the annotation of a GenBank genome assembly. NCBI's taxonomy places the organism in Eukaryota, Fungi, Basidiomycota, Agaricomycetes, Agaricales, Hemipholiotaceae.
AUGACGGCUAGCUCGGAAAAGCGAUCGCCCUCUCCCCCUGGCUCUGACCCAGAGAAAUCCAGCGUGCAAGAGAAGGAGAAGGUCGACGUUCAGGUCUACAAUGCUGGUAUGGACAUCAGCGGGGUAGACGAGAAGAAGUUGAUUCGAAAGAUCGACCUCGCCCUCAUCCCCUGGCUGUCGUUCCUGUACCUUCUCAGCUUCCUCGACCGUAGCAGUAUUGGAAAUGCCAAGUUGUACAAUCUUGAAGCCGAUCUCAACAUGACAGACAAGCAGUACCUCUUGACCCUGACGAUUUUCUUCUUCAGUUAUGCCGUAUUCGAAGUGCCUUCCAACGUCUUCUUGAAGCGCCUCCGUCCGUCCGUCUGGUUGUCAUUUCUAAUGCUGUUUUGGGGUAUCAUGAUGACCCUCCAAGGAAUCGUCCACAACUACCCCCAGCUUCUCGCUAUGAGAUUCCUUUUGGGCCUGUUCGAAGCUGGGUUAUUCCCAGGUGUCAGCUACUACCUUUCGUGCUGGUAUAAGCGCUCCGAGUUUGGUCUGCGUGCAGCUUUGUUCUUUUCUGCCGCUACCGUAUCCGGGGCUUUCGGGGGUCUUCUCGCGGUCGCCAUCGCGAAAAUGGACGGAAUCGGCGGCAAGCCAGCUUGGGCGUGGAUCUUCAUCAUUGAAGGCCUUGCCACCGUCGUCGCCGGGGCCGUCUCUUUCUGGAUAAUCCAGGACUUCCCGGACACUGCCAAAUUCCUCACGGAGGCUGAGCGCACGGUCGUCAUCCGGCGCUUGCAGGGCGAUAAUCAGCAUAGCGCUGCUGGGGAGAACUUCAGGAUGCAUUAUAUCUUGAUGAGUUUGAAGGAUUGGAAGACUUAUAUAGGAAUGGCGAUCUACUGUGGUUGCGUUAUGCCUCUCUAUGCGUUCUCGCUCUUCUUGCCUAGCAUCAUCAACCAGCUCGGAUACACCGCGACGCCUGCGAACCUGCUGACCGUCCCGGUAUACGUCUUCGCCUGCAUCAUAACGUGUGGUGUUGGCUUCGUCGCCGAUAGGUUAGGUAAACGAGGCUAUUUCAAUAUUGGGUUCUUGUGCUUAGGAGCUGUUGGCUACAUCAUUUUGAUUUGUUCAAAGAAACCAGCCCUCUCCUAUUUCGCCACCUAUAUGGCUACCUGCGGAAUUUAUCCUGUCAUCUCGAACACCAUUACCUGGAUGUCGAACAACGUGGAAGGCUCCUAUAAGCGUAGCGUAACGCUUGGUAUGGUUAUCGGCUUCGGCAAUCUUAAUGGAGCCGUGAGUUCCAAUGUGUAUCGCGCUCGCGAUAAGCCAUGGUAUCCUUUGGGUCAUGGGCUUGUACUGAUGUACAUUGCCAUCGGCCUCAUCGCAUCUACCGCCUACGUGUUCCUGCUGAAACGGGAGAACGCCCGACGCGAGCGAGGAGAAAGAGACGAAGUCAUAGAAAACCAGCCCGACACACAUGACGCGAAGAACGAGAAGAACGGACGAUUCGAGACGAUCGAGGACGCGAAACGCAACAAGGGAGAUGAGUGGAGUGGGUAUCGAUACACGAUCUGA